Messenger RNA from Vitrella brassicaformis, 2188 nucleotides. The record is from the annotation of a GenBank genome assembly. NCBI's taxonomy places the organism in Eukaryota, Vitrellaceae.
GUGUAGGUGUUGGUGGUGUAGGUGUGGCUCUCUUGGUGGUGGCUGUUGCCAUCGCUUCAGUUACUUCGUUGAUGGUUCAUCCCACUCAAUGGACGCCCAGGCCCCUCCCGCCCCUCCAUACCGGCACCGUCCCCGAGCUGGCGGCGUAGUGGCGGUUCAACUCCGGCAAAAGGAUGGCCAGCUGAUUAUCACCGGCAUGCCCAAGCACCUCUUUGAUGACCUGAAGGCACAGAUGAAGAGCACAGCACAAGACGAGACACUGGCGAAGAUGAUCUCAAGAGGCUGGGAUGGCCUGGACCGAUAUGGCGGCGGCCUCGGCGCCUGGCUCAAGCGGCAUCACGCCGCAUACCUGCCGUUCGUCCCCACCAUGGCCGCACCUGCCAGAUCCACUCUUCCACGCAACCUCUCCGAUGAUGAGCUCCAGCAGCUUGUCGACGAGGCCCACUUGCGUGUGCCGGGCUUGGGUAUGGAUCCCGUCUCCAGCGUCCCCUCCGUCUUGCGUCUUGCUAGAGGAGAGAUCGAGCACGAGGUCCUGAUGGCAUUGGAGAGCGAAGAGCCCUUCCCUCUGCUGCGGUCUCUGGGGCUGGAGGACCUCCUCUUGUCCAACCACGCCCAGUACAGCUCGAAGAUCCCAGGCCUCCCACCAGCAUCAUCGCGGCGCAGGAGACGUGACAGUGGCGACGAUGAUGACGUCAGCCGCCCGUCGAAGAGGGGUCCUUCAUAUACAUCUUUCACUUCUCUUCUGCCGGCCGUCGCCCCAUCUCGCCAGCCCAAGAGGAAGGGGAGGUCUCCUGCCGUCGAUCCAGCUUUUCCGCAGAUUUCCAGUCCACCGAGGAAAGUGCGGUCUCCUGAGCGGGACAAGGGAGGGGACGUCGCUGCGGCUGCUGCUGCAGCCCGAGGCCGAUCUGCGUCCCUCUCGCCUCAGCCAAUGGAAGAAGAUCCACCCCCACCACGAGCGGCUGCUGCUGCUGCUGCGGCUGCUUCUGUCGUCAUGCCUAAGGCUGCCCCUGCCCGUCCGCCAGCCGCGGCACCGGCUGCCAAUCAGACCUGAUCCGUUGAGCGAAUGGAUUGGGUCACACGCAUUGUGAUUGACCGUCUUCACAUGUCUGUACAGCGGUGGAUGCAAUCAACACGUCAUGAAAUCCAUGCAUGGAUGGACACGUACGGACGUCCAAUCAGUCGCCACCCAUCCGCCCUCCACAUAUGCCCACAUCUUCUUCUCCCCGUUGUUGAAGACUGAUCCAUCCACAUAUGUGGAUGUGGAUGCCCUGUGUGCCCUCGUGUGUGUACCUCAGAUGAUAGUGCGCUCGGUGGUCUCAAUCAUGCUGUACAGGGAGGCCGGCGGCAUCCACAAAUAGCCGAGAAAACGACCAACAAUCAACCUGAGUGAGGGGAUAGAGGAGUUGACAGUGAAAAGUGUGCGUGUAUGUGUGAUGUGGUCAUGUGUCGUAGGUCACCGUGAAGCACAUCGAGUGGGCUCUCUGGUGGUGCUAGAAUCAGCUGCACGGGACCAGCGCUUGUCCCGGAAAACGGGGGUAAGUGAGAUCUGCACACACGGAACAGGGAGAAAUGAGUGAGAUGAGAUGUGAGAUAUCGAUGAUUCGUGUGUGCCACCCGAUAGGGCAUGUGGAGAGGUGUACCUGGUGUGGAUAUCACGGCGUGGCGGAUCUGGGUCGCUGUACAAGGGGGGGGGGGAAGUGGUUGGCAGACCUCAGGAUGGGCGCUGCAGGGGGAGGGAGAGGGAGGGCGGGGUCGGUGACUAGAGAUGGAUGAAUCAGGGCAUCAUCCCGGUCAACAUGGCCGUCUCAGCGAGUGCUCACGAGGCGUCGUUGAGGCGCAAUGGCCGCCCUAAUGUCUUGUUGGGGAGAUCAGAUCUCGGGAUCUUGACCUCGUGGGGUCAAUCUGUGACCCGCAUGUUGUCCAGCACGCUCUCCCGGUCGUGCUGGUAUCAAAAUCAUGCCUCUAGGGUUCAGGGUUCGCGAGGUUUGAAGGGUCUAGGGUUCAGGGUUCGCGAAUCUCGACGGGGACGAGGAGUCUGGGGCUGAUCUUUUGUGUGUGUGCAGCCCUCGCCAGCCCGGUCAUGAUGGCUACCAAGCCAUAGGUUCGCACGUCACCCCCCAAAACCACCCAGGGGGCCGCCUUGAUGCGGGGGUCAGUGCGGUGAAGUGGUGAGAAAUGCAAUUUGGUG